UCCCGGCGUGUCACACGAGGCAGGUCUGAGUUCAAAGGUGGAACGCAGUUGCGCUCUCGCGAGCUUCGUUCUCUGUUUUCACAACAUAACAAAUUUUUAGAUUUUACUAGACGUUUUUCGAAAAUAUCCAAGCGCUGCAUAGAAUGCUGGCUACAGGAGCAGCUGUAACCACGGCUCUGGCCCAAGUGGAUAGGGAAAAGAUAUACCAGUGGAUCAACGAGCUGUCCAGCCCAGAGACCCGCGAGAAUGCCCUGCUUGAGCUCAGUAAAAAACGGGAGUCCGUGCCAGAUUUGGCUCCAAUGCUAUGGCACUCCUGUGGAACUAUAGCUGCUCUCCUACAGGAAAUUGUCAACAUCUACCCCUCAAUAAACCCCCCAACCCUCACCGCGCACCAGUCCAACAGAGUAUGCAACGCAUUAGCACUUCUGCAGUGUGUAGCCUCUCAUCCAGAGACAAGAUCGGCAUUUCUGGCAGCACACAUUCCUCUAUUCCUGUACCCCUUCUUACACACUGUCAGCAAAACACGACCAUUUGAGUACCUCCGACUCACCAGCCUAGGAGUCAUCGGUGCCUUGGUCAAAACAGAUGAGCAGGAAGUGAUCAACUUCCUGUUGACAACAGAAAUCAUUCCCCUGUGCCUUCGCAUAAUGGAGUCUGGCAGUGAGCUUUCCAAAACGGUAGCAACUUUUAUACUACAGAAAAUACUCCUUGAUGACACAGGGCUGGCAUACAUUUGCCAAACGUAUGAACGCUUCUCCCAUGUGGCCAUGAUACUUGGCAAAAUGGUUCUUCAGCUCUCCAAAGAGCCCUCUGCUCGUCUUUUGAAACAUGUUGUCCGCUGUUACCUACGCCUGUCAGACAACUCCAGCCCCCACACCAGAGCCCGAGAGGCCCUCCGUCAGUGUCUACCAGACCAGCUUAAAGACACCACGUUUGCCCAAGUCCUGAAGGACGAUACCACCACCAAACGCUGGUUGGCACAGCUGGUGAAGAACCUACAGGAAGGCCAAGUCACAGACCCCAGAGGCAUCCCUCUGCCCACACAGUAGCUCCCCUUACCUUUUCAACAGGCUUGCACAAUAUGGUAACUUUCCCAUGAUUCCCACGUUUACCUAGACUUUCCUGGGAAUUUUCCAAAUUAGAUUUAUUUAAAACCUGGGAAUUAUGCCAAAGUUACUGGAAUUUUGCAACCCUACGUACCAUGCAGCUGCACUGAGUGACACCCACCAGCAAAGACCCAGCUUCCAGAAACAGGAAAAAGCCACCAGUUUGAAUGACGAACGGACUCAUAAAGGGGCACUUAUUUUGUGAAGAAAGACUGUAUUGAAUGAAAGCUCUAUACUCAGCUGUUUUCUUACAGUAUCUUUCAUUCAGAUCAAACUGCCUGCCCGAUCUCCAGAAGUGUAUGAAUGCGUUUUCACUUGGUCUCAAACUAUUAGUUCUAUAUAUUUUUUUCUCAAGGACAUUUGGAGUCUUCACUUCACUAAGUGUUCUGAAAUUGAAGUAGACGGCACAAUAAAAUGUUACACCUUGA
Oncorhynchus tshawytscha (Chinook salmon) is the source of this 1534-nucleotide messenger RNA. Its product is annotated as CCR4-NOT transcription complex subunit 9. The record is from RefSeq and is a predicted model, not a curated record. The transcript has 8 exons. Gene Ontology annotation, biological process: negative regulation of translation; mRNA catabolic process. Bases 144 to 1049 code for a protein of 301 amino acids. NCBI's taxonomy places the organism in Eukaryota, Metazoa, Chordata, Actinopteri, Salmoniformes, Salmonidae. Gene Ontology annotation, cellular component: P-body; CCR4-NOT complex; CCR4-NOT core complex.